Lycium ferocissimum is the source of this 1624-nucleotide messenger RNA. Its product is annotated as probable protein phosphatase 2C 55. The record is from RefSeq and is a predicted model, not a curated record. The coding region runs from base 249 to 1340 and encodes 363 amino acids. The transcript is spliced from 2 exons. Lineage: Eukaryota; Viridiplantae; Streptophyta; Magnoliopsida; Solanales; Solanaceae.
GAGAGAUAUUUUUAUUAGCUUGUGAAAAUCGAUAGUGAACCCUUAUAUUAAAGCUUCCAACUUGCAACCUAGAGAGAAAUAGUGAAAAAGAUUGCAGCUUUUGCAUUCAAACAGGGAAAAAAGAGGUAUCUUUGAAGUGGGGUUUGGAUAGAAGAGGAUAAAGAAUUUCAUAAACCUAUAAGCUAAAGAGUUAUCAGUGGUUUUGCUGCUUCCCGAGCUACUUUGGCAUUGACACUCAGAAAGGCGUAAUGGCUAUUUGUGGUUCAAGAAAUAUUGGCCAUUUCAUUGGCAAUAUCACUGCUAGGCGCCUGCAGUAUAGUUUGUCAGUAAAGAGUUGUGCUAUUUCUUACAACAAAAGAGGCUUUCAAAAUGUUAGUAAAGCUAACAUCAGUUUGGGAAGCAAAGGACGGUCCAAUAACUUAAUGCUUAACCAAUAUUUCACAACUAAUGUUGCAAAGAGGAGGAGCAACCUCAAUCCACACAAAGGAUUUGGAUUGGAAGGUUUUCGCAAUUUAUCCCAGGAAUGUUUCUCUUCUGAUACUUCUAAGGGCAUGGAACAAGUUGUAGAUGUUGCUGAUUCUUCUUCUGAAGGAAAGAUCCCGUUGAAGCUAAAUUCGGGAUCAUUUUACCUACCUCAUCCUGCUAAAGCAAAAACUGGCGGAGAGGAUGCUCAUUUUAUUUGUACCCUUACACAAGCAAUCGGUGUAGCUGAUGGUGUUGGUGGAUGGGCUGAUCUCGGUAUCGAUGCUGGGUUAUAUGCCCGUGAAUUAAUGUCUCACUCUUUAGCUGCGAUUCAAGAGGAACCAAAAGGUUCCAUAGACCUAAUCAGGGCACUGGAGAAAGCGUACGUGAGAACAAAAGCAAAAGGCUCGUCUACUGCUUGUAUUGUUUCACUCGUUGAUGGGGGUCUUUAUGCAGUUAAUUUAGGAGAUAGUGGAUUUAUGUUGGUUAGAAAUGGAUGUGCUGCAUUUAAAUCACCUGCACAACAGCAUGGUUUUAAUUUCCCAUAUCAACUAGAUUGCAAUAAUGCUGGUGAUUCACCUAGCUCUGCCAUGGUUUUUAAAGUUACUGCUGCACCUGGAGAUGUAUUAAUUGUUGGUACAGAUGGUCUUUUUGAUAAUCUGUUUGACGACGAUAUCAGCGGAGUUGUAAUUCAGGCCAUGGAAUCUAGCUUAGGGCCUCAGAUGACUGCUCAGAGGAUAGCAGAACUAGCCCAGCAACGAGCAAUGGAUCAAACUAGGUCCUCGCCUUUCUCUGAUGGAGCUCGCGAGGCUGGAUUUGAGUACAAUGGUGGAAAGCUGGACGACAUCACUGUAGUUGUUUCUUACAUAAACGAGUAAUUGAAAAUCCAUAACAUGCUGCAAUUUUCGAAGACACAGAAAACUGAAACUUGUGACCAGCUUGGAGGAGAGUCACAAAAUAUAGUCUAUGUAUAAGAGGCAUCGGUUAGAAUUUUGGCGUUUUAAUUUGUUUGUAGAACAAACACAAGAAUGAGAGGGCUACAGCAGCAUUUUGGAUCUAGCUUAGAGUUUACAUCAGUUUGAUCCAAGUGUUUUACUUUAUGAAAUUCAAAUGGCAUGUUGGAAUCUCUUAACAUUUAUUUGAGGAAGGAUUUUCUUCUGUA